AUGUCCUCCUCGCUCCCCGGCAAUCGGGAUCCCCCUUCCUCCCAGUAUGAUUUGAACACCUACUGGGGUCGGGUCCGCCAUGCGGCCGACAUUUCUGACCCGAGGAUGCUUCUCGUCUCUUCAGCCGGUCUGGAACAGGCGAAGCGCCUCAUUGCUUCGUACAAGCAGCAUGAGGUCCCCUCGAUGACGCCGGAAUUGUGGAAGGCGAAAAAGGUCGUUGACUCGACCUUGCAUCCUGACACCGGCGAGCCAGUUUUCCUUCCUUUCCGCAUGUCGUGCUACGUUCUUUCCAAUCUGGUCGUUACGGCGGGUAUGCUCACACCGGGGCUUCAGACAACUGGGACCCUGCUGUGGCAAAUCGCGAAUCAAUCGCUCAACGUCGCGAUCAACAACGCCAACGCCAACAAGUCGACCCCUCUUUCAGUCUCUCAGAUGGCAAAGUCAUACUUGAUGGCCGUCUCAGCAUCAUGCUCGGUCGCACUCGGCCUAAACGCCCUCGUGCCCCGACUAAAGAACAUAAACCCCAACACCCGCCUAAUCCUCGGCCGCCUCGUCCCCUUCGCCGCCGUCUCCAGCGCCAGCGCCCUCAACGUCUUCCUCAUGCGCGGGGAGGAGAUCCGCCAGGGCAUCGACGUGUACCCCGUCCAGACCGAAGCCGGGGAACCCGUGCAAAGCCUCGGAAAGAGCAAAAAGGCCGCAACAAUCGCCGUCGGCGAAACAGCCGUGAGCCGCGUGCUGAACGCCACGCCGAUCAUGGUUGUGCCCCCGCUGAUCCUCGUUCAGCUGGAGAAGACAAAGUGGCUGCAGGCGCGGCCGCGGAUGGUGACGCCGAUCAACCUGGCGUUGAUUCUGGGUACGUCGCUCUUUGCGCUUCCGUUGGCGCUGGGUGCUUUCCCGCAGAGGCAGACGAUUAGCGCGACGUCGCUUGAGGAGGAGUUUUGGAAGUAUGGCAAGGUGGAGUUUAACCGGGGGAUGUAG
Aspergillus calidoustus is the source of this 978-nucleotide messenger RNA. The record is from the annotation of a GenBank genome assembly. Lineage: Eukaryota; Fungi; Ascomycota; Eurotiomycetes; Eurotiales; Aspergillaceae.